AGUACAUACCCCAGUUAUGCGGUGUAAUUCUUAGUGUAAAGUUUCCUGAGAGGAUACGGAAAGAGGGUACCACCCUCUGGGAAAAUGACUGAUGUGAAACGAUCAUUACCGUAUCGCAGCGUAGCGAAUAACCCAAUCAGGAAAGAUGAGGGGUUCCAAGAUCCCCUUCAUCUUCUACCUUUUCCCAACCCAAGGCCUGAUCCUGGGUCCGAUCGCCCUCCAGUCCACGCAACCCACGGACGAUGAGCUGGCUAGGUUCAGGUUGCCGGUUCUCUCUCUUCUACUCCAUUAUUCUCAAUGCCCAGAUCCAUAUCUGAGCAUUCUUUCCACACUCCUUUUUUUCGACCGACUACCUGGGCGUCGCUCCGUCUGCUCACUGCCGGCCACUCAUCCUUUUCUCUACCGCUGGUCGCGUUCUACCGUUCUGCUUCCCUUCUGGCAGGCCGACACAUUCUCUCGAAACCCCGGAGUGCACAUGGCAAGGUCGAGGUAACCGAGCAAUAACACACUUCGAUGCAUUCCUUUCCCUGAUCUUCACGAAAAUCCGUCCGUGAAGGAACGCAGUAACACAUCUCACCACAUCAACCGCCUUUCACUAUAGAGCGGUUCCCACCCUCCGCUGCUGGGUUCGGCGAGCAUUGGGACUGUGGCAGUACUCUC
Molecule: messenger RNA, 660 nt
Organism: Canariomyces notabilis
Lineage: Eukaryota; Fungi; Ascomycota; Sordariomycetes; Sordariales; Chaetomiaceae
Exons: 1
Coding region: 146-493 (115 amino acids)
Source: RefSeq, a predicted model, not a curated record